Molecule: messenger RNA, 408 nt
Organism: Paracoccidioides brasiliensis Pb18
Exons: 2
Coding region: 1-408 (135 amino acids)
Cellular component (GO): cytosol
Molecular function (GO): deaminase activity
Source: RefSeq, a predicted model, not a curated record
AUGGCUCACCUCAACUACCCCAGCUACGAAGGCUUCGGCGAGACCGCCCGCGAUUCCACCCAUUACAGCCAGACCGUUAAAAUCGGCAACACUAUUGAGAUUUCCGGCCAGGGCGGCUGGGAUCGAAUCACCGAGAAAAUCCCCGACGAUAUUGGCGCACAGGUUGAUCAGGCCUUCUCCAAUGUCGAGUAUGCUGUGAAACAGGCCGGCGGCACAGGUUGGGAUCAGAUAUACAAGCUCCGCUGUUACACUGUCCCGCUCGAUGAAAAUAUUGCCGAACAUAUCAUUCGCAAUCUGCGCAAGUAUUUUCCCAAUCACCAGCCGCUGUUGACGGUUGUGGGGGUGCAGACCUUGGCGUUUGGAAUGGCUAUCGAGAUUGAGGCGGUUGCAAAUUUGGAUGGGAAUUAA